Messenger RNA from Danio aesculapii, 1481 nucleotides. RefSeq names its product angiotensin II receptor, type 1b (gene agtr1b). Lineage: Eukaryota; Metazoa; Chordata; Actinopteri; Cypriniformes; Danionidae. Gene Ontology annotation, biological process: immune response; G protein-coupled receptor signaling pathway; regulation of vasoconstriction. Gene Ontology annotation, molecular function: angiotensin type II receptor activity. Gene Ontology annotation, cellular component: membrane. The record is from RefSeq and is a predicted model, not a curated record. Bases 254 to 1333 code for a protein of 359 amino acids. The transcript is spliced from 2 exons.
UGUGUUUGUGUGUGGAAGUGUCAGGCGCGUUGACUGUUCCUCAUCUUGUUUCUUGCAGUUCAGUAAUAGGGCACCCGUCUGCGGUUCAUGCCGUUUGACUCAGAUUCUGAAACUGUUAUUUCUCGUCAUCCACUGCAUCAGGUGCCGGUGAGGUCUUUAUCCCAAAGCUGGUGUUGGUUACUGCAGAAACACCCUGUGGAUAGCGGAACCCAUUUAUAGUCACGUAAUCACACCCGCUGGGGACCAAAAAAAAAUGGAGAACCAAACAUCAGCAAUGAGCGAGGACCUCCAUGUGAACUGCAGUAUGUCUGGAAGACACAGCUUCAUCUUCACCUUCAUCCCUGUAGUCUACGGAUGCAAUUUUGUCAUCGGGAUCAUUGGCAAUAGCAUGGUCGUGGCUGUCAUAUUCCGCUACAUGAAGCUAAAGACAGUAGCAAACGUGUUUGUGCUCAACCUAGCUAUAUCAGACCUCACCUUCCUUAUCACUCUGCCAUUGUGGGCCACUUUCACAGCCACAGGUUACCACUGGAUUUUUGGGGCCUUUCUGUGCAAGGCAAGUGCUGGACUGGUGAUCUUCAACCUAUACACUAGUAUAUUCUUCCUCACCGCUCUUAGCAUUGACCGAUAUCUUGCUAUCGUACAUCCGGUGCGCUCCCGACGCCAGCGCACACUUUUUUACGCUAACCUCACAUGUGUACUCAUAUGGCUGUUUGCUUUGCUCCUUAGUGCGCCCACAGCGCUAAGCAGGGAUGUUUACGAUAUUGGGAAUUUGACAUUGUGCGCCGUGUGGCACAGCAGCAAGCAGAUCCAUUUUCUAGUUACUCUUAGCGUGCUAAAAAGUGUGUUAGGUUUCAUUGUGCCUUUCCUCAUCAUCAUCACCUGCUACUGCCUCAUCGGUCGGGCACUUCUGGGAUCCAGGGGUCUGUUGAGGAAAAGUGUUCGCUCUCGAGAGGAUGAAACUUUACGGAUGAUUGCCGCCACCGUGCUUGCUUUCUUUGUUUGCUGGGCUCCUCACCAAGCUUUCCACUUCAUGGAGCUGCUGGCCACGCUUGGCGUGGUGGAAAACUGCCAAACGCUGGAUGUUAUUGACACAGCCAUGCCAUUCACCAUCUGCAUCUCCUAUUUAAACAGUUGUGUAAACCCCAUUCUUUACGGAUUUGUUGGACACAACUUUCGCAAGAACCUACUGAGGUUGCUAAGCUGUGGGUCCGGAGAAGCUAGCAAUCGCUUUAGCAUCAACUCAAAGAUUGAUGUCAACUCCCAUUGUAACUCAGGACUGCUUAAUCAAACCAGCUCUAAGAAUGAUUCAGCUUCCAUGGUUAAGGCAUCUUAAAAGUUUAAAACAUACCUUUAUAUUUAUAUAUGCUUUCUGGAGGGAUUUUGAGGUACUACAAGAUACAACAUUCUUCACUAAAGCAUUACAGAAGCUUGCUAAACAUAAUGCUUUUGUUAAGUUACUGUAUCAGCAACACACUGCUUCU